Molecule: messenger RNA, 2092 nt
Organism: Dipodomys ordii (Ord's kangaroo rat)
Lineage: Eukaryota; Metazoa; Chordata; Mammalia; Rodentia; Heteromyidae
Gene: Coasy
Product: CoA synthase
Exons: 10
Coding region: 82-1767 (561 amino acids)
Biological process (GO): coenzyme A biosynthetic process
Molecular function (GO): pantetheine-phosphate adenylyltransferase activity; ATP binding; dephospho-CoA kinase activity
Source: RefSeq, a predicted model, not a curated record
GUAGUGCUUCCGGGCCGCACCCCGAGUCCCUCCGCGGCGGCGAAAGCGGAACCAAACGCCUGAGGUUUCAGCCUCGUCGCCAUGGCCGUAUUCAGAUCGGGGCUCCUGGUGCUGACGACGCCUCUGGCCUCCUUGGCUCCCCGCCUGGCUCCCAUCUUGACCUCGGCGGCCCGCUUCGUGAAUCACACCCUCUAUGUACACCUGCAGCCGGGCCUGAGCCUGGAGAGUCCGGCCCAGCCCCUGUCCAGCCCGGUGCAGGUCACCUUUGAGGUUCUGGAUUUCAUCGCGCACCUGUAUGCAGGCGCCAACCUACACAGGCACCUGGACGUGAGAAUCCUGCUGACUAAUAUCCUACCCAAGUCCACCUUUCUGAUGCCCGCUUCCGUGCAGAAUCUGUCCCACCCGCCAGAAGUAGUGCUGACAGAUUUCCAGACCCUGGACGGAAGCCAGUACAAUCCUGUUAAGCAGCAGCUAGAGCGCUAUGCCACCAGUUGUUACAGCUGUUGUCCACAACUGUCUUCAGUGCUGCUCUACCCCGAUUAUGGGACUCAGGAGCUGCCUGUGGAGUCCUUGAAUGCCCCCUUACAUUCUGCUAUCAGACCAAUUUCUCCCCUACCCAGAUCUCAAAAGCAGCCUGUGCGUUGCUACCGACGUGGGGCUGUGGGUGGCACGUUUGACCGUCUGCACAAUGCGCACAAGGUGUUGCUCAGUGUUGCCUGUGUCCUGGCCCAGGAAGUGCUUGUGGUGGGAGUGGCAGAUCGAGAUCUGUUGAAGAGUAAAUUGCUCCCUGAGCUGCUCCAACCUUAUGAAGAACGCGUGGACCAUCUGAGUGAGUUCCUGGUGGACGUGAAGCCCUCCUUGACUUUUGAUAUUGUCCCCUUGCUGGACCCCUAUGGGCCGGCUGGCUCUGACCCCUCCCUGGAGUUCCUGGUGGUCAGCGAGGAGACUUAUCGCGGGGGGAUGGCCGUCAACCACUUCCGCCUUGAGAAUAACCUGGAAGAGCUUGCUUUAUAUCAGAUCCAGCUGCUGAAGGACCAGAACCACAAGGAAAAUGAAGAGGAUAAAAUCAGCUCCUCCAGCUUCCGCCAUCGAAUCUUGGGAAAUUUGCUUCGGCCUCCAUUUAAGAGACCAGAGCUCCCCUUAGGUCUCUACGUGCUCGGGCUGACUGGCAUCAGUGGCUCUGGGAAGAGCUCAGUAGCUCAGCGGCUGAAGGGUCUGGGGGCAUUUAUCAUCGACAGUGACCAGCUGGGUCAUCGGGCCUAUGCUCCAGGUGGCCUUGCCUAUCAGCCUGUGGUGGAGGCCUUUGGAACCGAUAUUCUCCAUCAAGAUGGCCUCAUCAACAGGAAAAUCCUGGGCAGCCGGGUAUUUGGGAACAAGAAACAGAUGAAGAUGCUCACAGACAUUGUGUGGCCAGUUAUCGAAAAGCUGGCUCGAGAGGACAUGGAGAUAGCUGUGGCUGAGGGAAAGAAUGUGUGUGUGAUUGAUGCUGCCAUACUGCUUGAAGCCGGCUGGCAGAACAUGGUACAUGAGGUGUGGACCGUUGUCAUCCCUGAGACUGAGGCUGUACGACGUAUUGUGGAGAGGGAUGGCCUGAGUGAAGCUGCUGCUCAAAGCCGGCUGCAGAACCAGAUGAGUGGGCAGCAGCUAGUAGAACAGAGCCACGUAGUGCUAAGCACCUUGUGGGAACCGCAUAUUACUCAGCGCCAGGUGGAAAAAGCCUGGAAUCUUCUGCAGAAGCGCAUCACCAAGACUGAGGCCCAGGCCUGACAAUAACUUCUCAUGGGGCCAGUCUGGAGCUUGGAGCUGAUAGAUCCAGUGGUGAGAGGAAUAGGCACUUGGAUGCUCACACUGUCUCAGGCUUAGAGGGGCUUUGGGCUAAGCUAUGCAGGACAUAGGUGGGCCUAGUAAAUAUAAGAUGCCUCUCGAACAUGCUGGCAUUUGACCAACAGUAAGGAUGUGGAUCACAGGGGGAGCCUGGCUGGGGUCCCAUCCCCAUUCAUGCCUAUGGGGGGUUUGAUGUUCAUCACUGACUUCGGUCAGAACAAACACUGGCGCUUAUAACAGUAUUAAAGGUGAAUGUUUCCAUGUGCUA